AUGUCCUUUUAUCGUCCUUUAUCAAUUGUUAAUAUUAAUUCUCCAAAUCUAGACGAGCGGGUUAAGUACAGAAAAUGCAAAUAUUUUACAAAUAUUAUAGAAGCUAAAGACGAAUUUGUUACAGUAAUUUGCAAUACUCGUGACAAUAUAGUUUACCACCAAUACUUUUUAUUUGCACUGAAAAAAGAUAUUUAUCCUGAAGAGUCAAACAAAUUUUUGUACAAUAAAACAGGCUACAAUGUCAUUGUGAUGGGCAUUGACGCAGUGUCAAGGUUGAACUUCCAUAGAACAAUGCCGAAAACAUUAUCAUUCUUACAAAAAAAAGGCGCUAUAGAGUUAUUAGGCUACAACAAAGUAGGAGAUAAUACAUUUCCUAAUUUAAUACCUAUGUUAAUGGGAAUAUCAGAGAAAGAAAUAAAAACUACAUGUAUCCCAAAUAAGGAAUCAACAUUUGAUAACUGUCCUUUUGUUUGGGAAUGGUUUAAGGAAAAUGGUUACUAUACGGCUUUUGGCGAGGAUAGUUCAAAGCUUGGAACUUUUAACUAUGUAAAAAAUGGAUUCAUAAAAUCACCAACAGAUUAUUACAUACACACCUUUAUAAAUGAAGCCGAAAAAAAUGCUGGUAAACUGGACUCGAAUAAAUAUUUGGACAACACUGUUAUAUUUUUAGUCAGCGAUCAUGGAAUGAGAUGGGGUGAAAUAAGGUCAACCAACCAAGGUUGGUUAGAAGAACGUUUACCACUCGUCUUUAUCUUAACACCUCCAGCAUUUCGCAAAAAAUAUAAAGAAGCAUUCAUCAAUCUCAAACUAAAUAGUCAUCGUCUUACCACGCCUUACGAUUUACACGCCACCUUGGUUGACUUGUUAGACUUGGAAACUAUUGAAGAUAAAAUUAUUGACCUUAGAAAAAAGCAAUCAAACGUAGAACGUAAAGGUAUUAGUUUGUUUUUACCUGUAACUACCAACCGAACCUGCGCUAUGGCCCAUAUUAAUGAUCAUUGGUGUAGUUGUCAUAGGGGGCAAAGAUUGUCAACUAAAGAUGAAAAAUCUAUGACAAUUGCUAUUAUAUUUCUACAACAGUUAAACAAAAUAUUGGAAGGAUAUAGUCAAUGUGCCCUUCUGAAUAUAACUGAAUUAGUAAGCAUUAAACAACUAGAAAUCAAUUCAUCUGAACAAAUCAAAUGGAGUGAAUACAUGGUAGUAAUUAAAACAACGCCUGGUGACGGUUUAUUCGAAGGUACCCUUCGCUACGAUAAUAACAAAUGGUUUGUUGUAGGAACUAUCAGCCGUCUGAACCUUUAUGGUGACCAAAGCCGUUGCGUAAGCAAUAAUUAUUUGCUUAAGCUGUACUGUUACUGUACAUAA
Molecule: messenger RNA, 1365 nt
Organism: Melitaea cinxia (Glanville fritillary)
Lineage: Eukaryota; Metazoa; Arthropoda; Insecta; Lepidoptera; Nymphalidae
Exons: 2
Coding region: 1-1365 (454 amino acids)
Source: RefSeq, a predicted model, not a curated record